Arachis stenosperma is the source of this 1661-nucleotide messenger RNA. RefSeq lists its product as uncharacterized. NCBI's taxonomy places the organism in Eukaryota, Viridiplantae, Streptophyta, Magnoliopsida, Fabales, Fabaceae. Bases 355 to 906 code for a protein of 183 amino acids. The transcript has a single exon. The record is from RefSeq and is a predicted model, not a curated record.
ACCUAAUAGUAAUUACUACUAAUAUAGGAAAUUAAAGAAGAGAAAGUAGUGAGAGUGAUGAUGAGGGGUCCCUAAAUAAUAAAAAGAUCAAAAGCCAAACAAACUACAGAGUGUUGUGCAAUUAUUCAUACCAUGCCAUGAAUUUCAUCCCAAAGCUAAAUAUAUAGCUAGCUAGCAUUGCAUUCAAAAGUGGACAAAAAAGAUUUUAUAAAAAAUAAUAGCAAAAUAUUAAAGUGGGAUAAGCAAGCUUUUCAUUAAAUAAAUAAAUAUUGGUCCAUAAACUAAAACAGAGAGAGAGAGAAAGAGAGAGAAAUAGAAAAGCAAGCUAAGGUGGUCUGGUUUGAAUUGAAGAAGAUGAUGAUGAGGAAGAGCAUAAGGUGCUGCAUAUCUUGCAUUCUACCAUGCGGAGCCUUGGACGUAAUAAGAAUAGUUCACUCCAAUGGCAGGGUGGAGGAGAUCAGCGGAGCAACCAUCAAAGCCAGCGAAAUCAUGAAGGCACACCCUAAGCACGUGCUCAAGAAGCCAUCUUCACCUUCCGCCGCCGCACCUCUUCCAAACAUCGUCGUCGUCCCUCCCGACGCCCUCCUCCAGCGUGGUAAGAUUUACUUCCUCAUGCCACUCCCCUCCCCUCCUCCCGCCGACAAAAACCAUAACCGCCGCCGCACCUCCUCCACCAAGAAGAAAGCUAGGAAGGAAGAAACCACCGCCACCACCACCACCAACAAUAAUAAUAAUAGCAGCAGCGUGGUUGUGUCUUGUGACCGGUACUUGACGGAAAUAAUGUCGGAGAAGAUUUCGACGCAGCGGGACAGAAGAAGAGGCCGCGUCGCUGUGUGGAGGCCUCACUUGGAGAGCAUUUCGGAGUCCUCAUCGUCAUCGUCACCACCAUCAACAACUCAACUCUAACGACGGUUUCUUCGCCACGUUUUUUCUUUUUCUUCUUGUCUCUCCUCUAUUCAAGUGUGUCUUCCAUGAUAUCCAUAUAUUAUAGGGUUCGUUCAAGGCAUAUAUUAAUUUCCAACCUUCCAAUCUCUUCUUUUUCUUUCUUCCUCUACAAUCUGAAAAGAAAAUAUUUAAGUUCUUCGCUUCUUUUCUUUUCUUUAAGAAAAUAUACAUGCUUAUGUGUACAUAGGAUUAAAUACAAAGGUACGUAUAUAUAUAAAUAAAGAUUUUGUCAUUUAAUUACAUAUGUUGAUGAAUCCUAUAAGUAAUGUUGAAUGCUAUGAAAGUAUUAGCAUGGUUUUGAUUGUGGAGUUAAGCUUGAUGAAGGUAUAUAGAGUAGAAAUAUAACAGCUGAAAAUUCAGGUACAGUCGACUUCACGUGAAGUUAAUACCUGAGAGCUGUUAGAUGAUUUGAUUGAUUUUACUAAAUUUUUAUCUUACGAUUCUCAGGUAUCAACUUAUGAAGUCAACUGCACCUGAAUUUUCACCAUAGAAUAGAUAUCUUCGUAUUGUAGAAGCUCAAUUCUUAUUGAUUGCCUAAUUUUUAGGGUUCAUUAUCAUCUUUGGAGGAUGUGUUAACUACUGUUGAGAUAGUGGGGUUAUAACAUAAUUGAUCCAAUAAGGGUGUUAAUCUUUUUUGGUAAUUUUUUAUAAAGAAAGAUUUUGUGAGGUUUUCAUUUCGUUAUGCUUUAAUUUUUAAAUUUGUUGAUGAAACAUGU